AUGCCUGGCAGCCCGGUGUGCGGCCCCAUACUGGUGCCCCAGGACUCCUCACGCCUAGCCAGCCGACUCACGCCUAGCCAGCCGACUCACGCCUACCAUGGUGCUCCAUCAUAUGGCGCUCCCUACUACGCUGACGGAGGCCACUACUACACCCCACCGUCGGCUCUACUGCCAUCGCCGUCGUACCAGCCGGCUCUGCUGUCGUCGCCUCCAGCGUUGGCUCUACUGCCCUCGCCGUCGUACCAGCCGGCCCUGCUGCCAACACCGACAUCUGGUACACCGCAAAGCUGGGACCAAGCCGCCUUCAUCCAGGCCAUGAACAAUUUUGCCUCCCAAGGCAACACAGCUAUGCAAGAAGAAUAUUCGGCCCUUACUGAAAAUAAUACUUGGCAGCUUGUUCCUCGUCCUUCCAACACCAACAUUGUCUCUGGUAAGUGGGUGUUUGGUCAGAAGUUUCACUCCGAUGGUACUCUUUCUCGCUACAAAGCUCGUUGGUGGUGGCUGGAUUUAGUUCUUUAUAUCUGCUUCUAUAUUUUGUGUAGCUGUGGCUAUGACCAGCAGGUGGGAAAGAAUGGGGCAGUGCAGGCAGCGACAGAUGGCUUGCUUGGGCUUGGGAGGGGAUCAGUUAGCUUGGUCUCGCAACUCAAGCAGCACGACAUCACCAAGAAUGUAUUUGCCCAUUGCCUCAGUACGAACGGAGGAGGGUUCCUCUACUUUGGGGAAGAUAUCGUGUCUACCUCAUGGUCACGUGCAACGAUGGCUCGUAGCACAUCUGGGAAUUACUACUCACCUGCUGCAGGAACACUUUACUUCGAUAAACGCCCACUAGGUGUGAAGCCAACGGAGGUGGUAUUUGAUAGCGGUAGCACCUAUACGUACUUUGCUGCCCAGCCAUACCAAGCGACUGUUUCUGCGAUCCAAGCUGGUCUCAGCAAGUCACUUACCAAGGUGUGUGACCCCAGUCUACCUCUUUGCUGGAAAGGGCAGAAAGUGUUUAAAUCUGUGUCUGACAUCAAGAAGGAGUUCAAAUCACUCUUCAUGAGGUUUUCGAAGAAUACAGCCAUGGAGAUCGCUCCUGAAAACUACCUCAUUGUUACCAAAAAUGGAAAUGUGUGCUUGGGCAUUCUUGACGGGUCGGUGGCUAAACUUAAUUUCAACAUAAUUGGAGAUAUCACAAUGCAGGAUCAGUUGGUAAUUUAUGACAAUGAGAAAGGGCAACUUGGAUGGGCCCGUGGAUCAUGCAGUAGGGGCACUAAGUAUAUUAUAUGUUCAUUUACAUGGUAUUUGCUUAUAAUCCAAGUUUUAGCCCAUCCGUUAAAAAGCUGGAUAUAUCAUUAUUGAUGGAACUGGCCAGCUGGAGGAAGCUACUAUUGGCCUGAAAUCCCUGAGAUGAUUGACACUCUCGGAACUAAAAAAGUUCAAGCUAUUGCAAUCCACAGAAUAGGCAAUAGGCGGAUAAAAAUUACAGUAACAUGCCUGGGAAAACGGAAGGAUAUAAGUGGAGCAGGAUGACCGUGCCAUAUCACAUUGGCGGAAAGGAAUAUAUUAACCAGUAUGCUGCUCCUGUUCGUAAUAAGAUGGACUCCAUAUUUUACAUCUUUGGCUUGAGUUGUUCUUUACUUUUCU
Aegilops tauschii subsp. strangulata is the source of this 1626-nucleotide messenger RNA. Lineage: Eukaryota; Viridiplantae; Streptophyta; Magnoliopsida; Poales; Poaceae. The record is from RefSeq and is a predicted model, not a curated record.